CGCGAAAAUGGCAUCCUGGUAAUUUUGAGAUGGUCCCAGCAACAAAAGCCUGGCUUCGCUCCUUCCUGCCACUCUCUCCGUCUCAACUCCUCCCUCCUCCUCGCGAAGAAGCUAAAGAGAAGAGAAGAGAAGCGAAGAGGGGAGAGGAGUCGGAUGGGAAACGUGGAGACGAUGCGAACCUCGUCAUCGCGCCGGGAGAUGGGGUCGGAAAACCGCCCCAACACCAUCGGUUGCAUGUCCGGCAUCUUCCACCUCCUUUCCCGUCACCACAACCGCUCCCGGAAACGCCUCACCUCCGCGAACAGGAAGGAGAAGCCCGCCGUCGCACCUCCAUCGAGACCAAAGCUGCCACCUCCGCGGCCGAUCGACGACGAGGAAGGGAAGAAGACGGAGCCCCAGCGGUGCUCCUGCGAGACGCCGCGGAGCCCGACAAUCCCUCAGGAGAUACGGCGGCGGCCGGCCGCGGCCGUCGCCGCCGCAUCCCCCGAUAGUCCCCGUCGACCUUCGGCACUGGUGGCGAGGCUGAUGGGGUUGGAGGACUCGCCAGCUCCGCCGGUGGCAGCGGCGGCGGACAAGCGGCGGGAGCUGCUGCGGGCGCUGGAGAAGUGUGACGAGGACCUCCAGGCCCUGAGGCGGAUCAUCGAGGCGGUGCGCUCGGCGGAGAUCAAGGCCAAGGUGGUCCCGUCGGCAGGCGGACCAGCGGGGCGGCUCGAGUGGGACGGCGGAGAUCCCAAGAACCAAUGCAACGGCGAGCAACCGAGUCCCGUUUCGGUUCUCGACGCCAUAUCGUCUCCUCGGAAUCGGUCGAACGGAUCCCCGAACGAGAAACAAGAAAUCACGACCGCUGGAUUGAGGAUGGCGAAGCCGCCGCCGCGCUUAGGCGAGGAGAGAUGUAAUGCUGCCCAAAUCUGUUCUUUCUACGGUCGGAUCUCGAUGGAAGCGAUGCCGCGGGUGGUGGAGCCGAAGGGACGGGCGAUCGUGGAGGACUUGGGACCGGCGCAGCUGACAGAGAGCGUCCGACAGCAAUGGCGAGGGCGGAGGAGGCGGAGGAGCGCGAGCCGGGCGAUGGGGGAGAGCGUGGAGGAGGUGUGGGAGGACGGGGUGUGGGAGGAGAGGUGGGAGGCGGGGAGAGUAGGGGUGUGGGUGGAGGCUGACAUCACGUGGGACUUGGUGGAGGAGCUUGUCGUGGAGCUGUUUGGGUGGUGUCUCAAGUUGUCGCCUCCGCCGGGGACCUGCAGGAAGAGGUUGUGCUUCUAGUUGCAUGGUAGCUUUGCUCACCUCUACAGAAGAAGCUCUUGUGCCAGUACUGCCUGCAAAUGAAUAAGAUACUAGGAGAGAUGAUACAAGAAAACAUUGUACUCUCUGGUUGGAGAAGAAGCUAUCGGUGUUCAUAUCAAGCGAGAAGCUGGCUGACGGACGUCGAUAGUGAUGGCCAGAUCAACCGUGAGGAGUUAAAGUUGGUUAAAGAAUGAUUGAAGCGCGCAGGUGAGAGUCAGUUAGGAGACAUUCCAAUGAUUAGUGUGGAUAGUUAAGUGAUCGAUUGUGUGUUACCGAAUACAGUAUCGGGAAAUUUCAUGGUAGAUCCGUAAAAGAAGAAGGUGAACUGCUCUGGUGGUGGGUAAUUUUCCAUACGACGGUAGGCAUGUGAGUUAAAAGAAGGUGGCCCUUUUGGUUCCAUUAGUCGUGCGCUUUUCCUUUUUUCACGCGCUAUGUACUGGAAGGAAGUGCGUGUCUGUCAGGUGGUGCUUGUUUUUAUCCAAUUUUUGUUCUUGACAAUCUGUGCGAUCGCAUGGUA
Molecule: messenger RNA, 1795 nt
Organism: Musa acuminata subsp. malaccensis (wild Malaysian banana)
Lineage: Eukaryota; Viridiplantae; Streptophyta; Magnoliopsida; Zingiberales; Musaceae
Source: RefSeq, a predicted model, not a curated record